This is a messenger RNA of Linum trigynum, 2026 nucleotides long. The record is from the annotation of a GenBank genome assembly. NCBI's taxonomy places the organism in Eukaryota, Viridiplantae, Streptophyta, Magnoliopsida, Malpighiales, Linaceae.
CUAUUGGUUCAUUGUUUAUCGAAUCUCGGUCAGUGGAGUCUAACUUCGGGGACAAGCCAAAGGCAAAUAAGUACUCCACUAGGGACGACCGGCGGCGAGAGUUCUAAUUCCGCCGAUCAGAGAGAGACCGCCGCUAGAGCAACGAGCAGCGUCGACGGCGUAGCGAAUCAAAGGCUUUGUAAGAGACGCACUGAUUCUUUGCUUCUUGUGUUUGAUCAAGUAAGAAAAGUUUUGAAGUUAGGGUUCAUAACUCUGCAAUAGCUCCUUUAUAAAGUUGCCUCGCAAAACAUGAGUAGAAACUUAUUAACUUCGUUUAGGGUUCUUCGUGUGGUAUAAUCCGGAGAUUUUCUGAUGUUGUCCUGAAUGUUCGUUGUUGCUAGCCAAGUUCGUAUAGCUUCUGUUUCAAUUUCAGAUACCUGGCAAUAGCAUUGAUACGUUUUCGAAUUCUUGUGCAUCAGGAGUUUAAUCAGGAACCGCAGACAUGUCUACCUCUCACCUUCCAGCGACGGAAGAAUCGCUUGCUCAGGCUUUGGAAGCUGAAGCUCCAUCGGAGGCCAUCUCCAUCCUCUACCGUGUACUUGAGAAUCCUUCCUCGUCUUCAGGAGCACUGCAGAUAAAAGAAAAAGCCAUUGCAGAACUCACUGAUCUGCUAAGGCAAGAGAGUAGGGCGGAGGAUCUUCGCAGCCUGCUGACUCAGCUGCGACCUUUCUUUGCCGUGAUUCCCAAGGCUAAAACUGCGAAAAUCGUCAGAGGAGUACUCGAUACUGUUGCCAAAAUACCCGGCACGUCCAAUCUGCAAAUCGCCCUGUGCAAGGAAAUGGUCGAAUGGUGCCGGGCAGAAAAGAGGAUGUUCCUCAGGCAGCGUGUUGAGUCGAGGCUCGCAGCACUUCUGAUGGAGAACAAAGAGUAUACAGAAGCGUUGGCCCUUCUUACUGAGUUGUUAAAGGAAGUGAGGAGGUUCGAUGACAAGUUACUUCUUGUGGAGAUAGAUUUGCUCGAGAGCAAGCUUCACUUUUCGUUGAGGAACCUGCCUAAGGCCAAAGCUGCCCUCACAGCUGCAAGAACCGCUGCAAAUGCGAUAUAUGUUCCUCCGGAGCAGCAAGGCAUGGUCGAUUUACAGAGUGGGAUUCUUCACGCUGAGGAGAAGGAUUACAAGACAGCCUACAGCUACUUCUUUGAAGCGUUCGAGUCUUUCAAUGCUCUCGUGGACGACAGGGCAGUUUACAGUCUCAAGUACAUGUUGCUGUGCAAGAUCAUGGUGAGCCAAGCUGAUGAUGUUGCCGGGAUAAUUUCCUCAAAGGCUGGACUCCAGUAUGUGGGGCCAGAGCUGGAUGCCAUGAGAGCUGUUGCCGAUGCUCACUCCAAGCGGUCGUUGAAGUUGUUCGAGACAGCACUUCGUGAUUACAAGGUUCAGCUGGAAGAAGAUCCCAUUGUUCACCGGCACCUCUCUUCCCUGUAUGACACAUUGUUGGAGCAGAACUUGUGCAGGCUGAUUGAGCCUUUCACCAGGGUUGAGAUUGCACAUAUUGCGGAGCUUAUCGAACUGCCUAUUGAUCAUGUGGAGAAGAAGCUCUCGCAGAUGAUUCUGGACAAGAAGUUUUCCGGGACAUUGGAUCAAGGUGCUGGCUGCCUCGUCAUAUUCGAUGAUCCCAAGACGGAUGCUAUAUAUCCAGAUACAUUGGAGACCAUUGCCAACAUGGACAAGGUUGUCGACAGUCUUUUCGUCAGGUCUGCGAAGAUCAUGACAUGAAUGAAAUGCUCGUGCUUCUGGUUACAUUUGUUGCAGUUUGACCCUCCCAAGUCCCACCCCCUACAUUCCCUUCAUCCCCUUCGCUUUCUUGUUAGUUUCUUUCUUAUUUCUUUUUUUUUCGAGGUAUGAAACACACCAGAGUUUAAUGCAUGUUACUUUCAGCUAAUGACAUCGACUGCUCUUUAAUUGCUCCUCGUAUAAUUUCUCUGCUAGUUGGAGCUAUAUGACGAACUCAUUAUAUAAUGCCAGUAAUCGAAUUAAACGUAGCAAAUCAAA